AUGGGUAUGCUCGAUUUCCAACCAACUGACACACCCAUUGAGCAGAACCAUCGGUUAGCUGAGUAUCCAGAUCAAGUACCCACGAAUAAGGCAAGAUAUCAGAGGUUAGUUGGAAAAUUAAUUUAUUUAUCACACACUAGACUAGACUUAGCUUAUGCAGUUAGUGUUGUGAGUCAGUUCAUGCAUAAUCCUAUUAAGGCUCAUAUGGAAGAUGUAGUUUGGAUCUUGAGGUACUUGAAGUAUGCUCCUGGAAGGGGGUUGGUGUUUUCUAAGCAUAGGCAUUUGGAUGUUUUGGGGUAUACAGAUGCAAAUUGGGCAGGUGUAAAGGAGUUUGAGGCAAGGUGGAUUGGAUGGGUAGGGGUAAAUGUGCCAGAUGAUAUUGGACAGAGGGCACUUACUAAAGCUCUAGCUGAAAAGAAGUGUAUCCCCGUCUUCCUUGAUGAGAAGAUUGUUCAUCAAUAUUACAAUGGCUAUUGCAACAAUAUUUUGUGGCCCCUUUUCCAUUACCUUGGGCUUCCACAAGAAGAUCGACUUGCUACCACUCGGAGUUUCCAGUCGCAAUUUUCUGCAUAUAAGAAGGCAAAUCAAAUGUUUGCAGAUGUAGUUAAUGAGCACUAUGAAGAGGGUGAUGUUGUUUGGUGCCAUGACUACCAUCUUCUGUUUCUUCCAAAAUGCUUGAAGGAAUAUAACAACAAAAUGAAAGUCGGCUGGUUUCUCCACACUCCCUUUCCUUCCUCUGAAAUUCAUAGGACACUGCCAUCACGAUCAGAGCUCCUGCGCUCAGUUCUUGCAGCUGAUUUAGUUGGUGUUGGGGAUUAUGCCAUCUGUCAAGAAUAUCAACAAAUAACUGAUAACUCUGUUGCAAGGCUUUGA
This is a messenger RNA of Rosa rugosa (rugosa rose), 873 nucleotides long. RefSeq names its product alpha,alpha-trehalose-phosphate synthase [UDP-forming] 1-like. Gene Ontology annotation, biological process: trehalose biosynthetic process. Lineage: Eukaryota; Viridiplantae; Streptophyta; Magnoliopsida; Rosales; Rosaceae. The record is from RefSeq and is a predicted model, not a curated record. The transcript has 4 exons. The coding region runs from base 1 to 873 and encodes 290 amino acids. Gene Ontology annotation, molecular function: catalytic activity. Gene Ontology annotation, cellular component: cytosol.